Dromiciops gliroides (monito del monte) is the source of this 3139-nucleotide messenger RNA. Its product is annotated as zinc finger protein 260-like. Lineage: Eukaryota; Metazoa; Chordata; Mammalia; Microbiotheria; Microbiotheriidae. Bases 137 to 2629 code for a protein of 830 amino acids. Gene Ontology annotation, biological process: regulation of immune system process; negative regulation of transcription by RNA polymerase II; regulation of cytokine production. The transcript has 5 exons. The record is from RefSeq and is a predicted model, not a curated record.
GUCGGCCCUUUGUUCUCGGUAGCGUCCCCGCAGCGGCAGCGAGAAACGGGACCAAAAUCCUCCGGGAAGCUGGCGCAGGAACGACACCUCGGCCUGAGCUCUGCCUCCCCCUGCAAGAACCCUCGAGGAGGCCACGAUGACGUCGAGGUUCCUUUCAGCCACGGCUCGGGCAUCGCUGACGUUCAAGGAUGUGGCCGUGGACUUCACCCGGGAGGAGUGGAGGCGCCUGAGCCCCACUCAGAAGACCCUGUACCGGGAGGUGAUGCUGGAGAACUAUGACCACCUGGUCUCCUUGGGACUUGCAGUUUCUAAACCAGAGGUGAUCUGCCGCCUCGAGAGGGGAGAAGCCCCCUGCCCGCCCCGGCGAAGAGUCUCCAGGGCCGCUUGUCCAGCUUCCCUUAAUGAGGAGACUAGCUGUGACAGCAACUCGACUUCAAAGCAGGACGUUUUUAUAGGAGCCCCUUCUAAGGAAAAACUGGCAAAGAAUUGGUAUUCCAAGGUGGGAGAAACUUGGGAGUGUGAUGUCAGGUUAGGGAGACAGAAGUACAGCCAGGAGAGACAGUCUAAAGUCACAGACCUUAAUGGAAAGCCAUGUAACAAGGUGAGUGUGCCUGAGGGUAAUACAUUUGGAAGAAGUUUGAAUCUGGGGUCUGUCUUUGUUACUCAACAGAGGACUCCUACAGAAAAAAGUCUCCAGAAUCAUUCUGUGGCAAAGAGCAUGAAACAGUUUUCAGAACUGUUUAAAUGUAAUAGAAUUCCCUUUGGGAAAAUGCUUUGUAAGUAUAAUAAAUGUGGAAAGUCCUUCAGUUAUCACUCUGAUCUCGUUCAGUUUCAUAGACAGUAUACUGGAGAAAAGCUGUAUGAACGUAAUGAACACGGGAAAGCCUUCAGCAAAAGACCAUACCGUACUCAACGUAGAAAAAAUCGUAAUAGAGAAAAACGUUAUAUAUGUAAUGAAUGUGGAAAAGCCUUUAGUCAGUGGGGAAGCCUUAUUGAUCAUCUGAGAAUUCAUACUGGAGAGAAACCUUUUCAGUGUAAUGAAUGUAAGAAAACCUUCAGCCAGAGGGGAACCCUUAUCAGACAUCAUAGAAUUCACACUGGAGAGAAGCCCUUUGAAUGUCACGAAUGCGGGAAAGCCUUUGGUAACAAUUCCUGUCUCACGCUGCAUCAGAGAAUUCAUACUGGAGAGAAGCCUUACAUAUGCAAUGAAUGUGGGAAAGCCUUCAGUGGGCGACAGAACAUGAUUCAUCAUCAGAGAAUUCACACAGGAAAGAAACCAUAUCAAUGUAAAGAAUGUGGAAAAGCCUUUCGACACAGGGCGUCCUAUGUCUGUCAUCAGAGAAUGCAUACCGGAGAAAAACCUUUUCACUGUAGUGAAUGCGGGAAAGCCUUUAGACGGAAGGAGAACCUCACUGCACAUCGGAGAAUUCAUACUGGGGAGAAACCUUUUGAAUGUAACGAAUGUGGGAAAACCUUCAGCAACAAUUCUUGCCUUACUUUACAUCAAAGAAUUCAUACUGGAGAGAAACCCUAUAAAUGUAAUGAUUGUGGGAAAGACUUUAGGCACAGGGCAUCCUUUACUUAUCAUCAGAGAGUCCAUUCUGGAAAUAAACCAUAUAACUGUAAGGAAUGUGGGAAAGCUUUCAGUCAAAGAGCUAAUCUUAUCGAACAUAUGAGAAUUCAUACUGGAGAGAAACCUUUUGAAUGUUAUCAGUGUGGAAAAGCCUUCAUCAAUAAUGCACGACUUACAGUACAUCAGAGAUUUCAUACUGGAGUGAAGCCUCAUAAAUGUAAUGAAUGUGGUAAAGCUUUCAUGCAUAAGGCAAGCCUCACAGCACAUCAGAGAAUUCAUACUGGAGAGAAACCCUAUAAAUGCAAUGAAUGUGGGCGAGCCUUCAACCAAAGUGCACAUCUUAUGAGGCAUCAGAGGAUUCAUACUGGAGAGAAGCCCCGUAAGCCUAAUGAAGGUAAGAAGACAGCCAGCCAGUUAGGAAUCCAUACAGCAAAUGAGUCAGCAAAUACUAGAGAGAAUCUUUAUCAUUGUGAUGAAUGUGGAAAGGGUUUUAGGCAGAAAUCCUACCUUUCUCUCCAUCAGAGGAUUCACACUGGAGAAAAACCUUAUCAUUGCAAUGAAUGUGGGAAAGCCUUCAUUGGGAGGGGACAGCUCAAUACACAUAAAAGAAUCCACACUGGAGAGAAGCCCUUUGAGUGCAAUGACUGUGGGAAGGCCUUCAGCCGCAAGGAGCACCUUACCGCUCAUGAGAGAACUCACACUGGAGAGAAGCCUUAUCAGUGUAAAGAAUGUGGAAAGACGUUUAGCCAGAACUCACACCUUACAGUGCAUCAGAAAACUCACACCGGAGAGAAACCGUUUUUGUGUAAUGUUUGUGGAAAAGGAUUCAGCUAUAGGACCUCACUUAUUUCACAUCAGAGAAUUCAUACCGGAGAAAAGCCCUUUGAGUGUAGUGUAUGUGGGAAAAACUUUAGUCAUAGACCAUCGCUUAUUAAACAUCAAAUAAUUCAUACAGGAGAGAAACCUUUUGAAUGUCUUAAAUGUGGGAAAAGUUUUACCCACAGAUCAUCAUUUAUUAAACAUCAAAGAAUUCAUAGUGGAGAGAAAGCCUACUAGUGAAAUGAAUGAACAAGAACCUUUAACCAGAGAGGAGGACUUAGGAGAGAUUGAUGCUGAAGAAUAAGCAUUUGAUUGAUUAUUGAAUGUGAAAGCUUUUGUCACAGUUCUUGAUUGACUGGUUCUCAGAGACCUCAGAGUUUGAGGUAGCUUGAUAUGAGUACCGGACUUGGCGUCAAGAAGAACUCAAUUCAAAUCUGCUCUUGACACUUUCUGGCCAUGUGACCCUGAGCAAAUCAGAAUCUCUUUAGGCCUCAGUUUCCAAAUCUGUCAAGUGGAGAUGAUCACGUCUACCUCAUGAGAUUGUUGUGAGGAUAAAAUGAGCUAAUGGACAUAAAGCACUUUGCACUCCUUAGAGCAUCACACAACCGUGAGCUGUUACUUUUAUCCCUGGUGAGAAACUACAGAGAAGCCAAGACUGUGGGGAAGCCUUUUUCCUGAGGGGAUCGAUAUCCUGCUGUACAUCAGAGAAUUUAUACUGGGGGAAAUUCGAUAGAUUUACUGGGUGAG